Molecule: messenger RNA, 2252 nt
Organism: Punica granatum (pomegranate)
Lineage: Eukaryota; Viridiplantae; Streptophyta; Magnoliopsida; Myrtales; Lythraceae
Source: RefSeq, a predicted model, not a curated record
UUCGGGUGGACGAGUUCCCGGUCAUAUGAUAGUGUUCUUUUUUCUGUGAAAAGCGAGUUCUCUACCUUCCUACUCGGUCCUCUGCCUUGAACAUCCCUUGCCCUUUUACUUUCUUUCUCGUGGCCUAACCAAACCUCUUCCCCAUCCUUUUCUCUUCCAAUUUUUGUCUGGUAUUCUUUUUUGUAAUUUGUUUCUUUUUUAAAAUUGGUUUUUUUUUUUUUGGGGUUGGUGAGCUACAUUCAGCUGCCCUGUAGCCUCCCCGCUUCAUGGGAUGCUUCUUGUUGUGCUCUAAGAUUGAUUGGCAAGCUCAAGUUGUUGAGUUCCAGCUUCUAGAUUCAUGGGUUUCUCCCAGAAUCUUCCAAAAUGAGCCAUCUUUGAAUUGAGGUUGGGGCCUCCGGGGUUCUUCAUCUUUGAGCUCAAUUGCAGAGACCAGUACCAGAUUUCCGAUCCUCGCGCAGGUAUAUCAGUGAAGUUUUUUAUGGUAAAAUUAGUCAUGGAACUGCAGGGAAGUAAGCGUUUCUCGGGGGCUAUGAAGUGCUUUCCCUUUUCAAUUCGUGAAAAAAACAAUGAGCCAAAGACCACCAAGUCCGUUUCUGUCCGUUCCACCUCGACGUCCAUGUCAGCUGACCGUGAAAUGAGAACAAGUUGGUCGGAGUUCAACUCCCAGAAUGUUUCGGAACUGAGCACAGAGUCCUCCGCGAUAAACUCGUUCUCCAUUCUGUCUCAGAAGCAGAGCAAUUUGAGGGAAUUCUCGUUCUUGGAGUUGAAGUCUGCAACCAAGAAUUUCAGUCGAUCCCUUAUGGUUGGAGAAGGUGGGUUUGGUGGGGUAUACCGUGGCGUGAUCCGAAGCUCAGAGGAUCCACAGAAGAAGAUUGAAAUUGCAGUCAAACAACUAAGCAGGAGAGGCUUGCAGGGCCACAAGGAAUGGGUUACGGAAGUAAAUGUUCUGGGAGUAGUUGAACACUCGAAUCUUGUCAAACUAUUGGGCUAUUGCGCUGAAGACGAUGAGAGAGGGAUCCAGCGCCUGCUGGUGUACGAAUACAUGCCAAACCGCAGUGUGCAGGAUCACCUAUUGAGCAGAUUCCAAACAUCUCUCUCAUGGGCGAUGCGAUUGAAAAUAGCCCAGGAUACCGCCCGAGGCCUUGCUUACCUUCACGAAGGAAUGGAUUUCAAGAUUAUAUUUCGGGAUUUCAAGUCUUCCAAUAUUCUUCUGGAUGAACAAUGGAAUGCAAAACUGUCAGACUUUGGAUUGGCAAGGCUGGGGCCCUCCGAUGGAGAGAGUCAUGUCUCCACUGCGGUUGUAGGAACAAUUGGAUACGCAGCUCCCGAGUACAUCCAAACGGGGCACCUAACAUUAAAGAGUGAUGUGUGGAGCUAUGGAGUCUUCCUCUAUGAACUCAUAACAGGCAGGCGUCCUUUGGACCGAAACCGGCCCAGGAAAGAGCAGAAGCUCCUGGAAUGGGUGAGGCCCCACUUAUCUGACACAAAGAAGUUCCGAAUGAUCUUGGACCCAAAGCUCGAAGGCAACUUCUCGAUCAAGUCUGUGCAGAAACUAGCUUCUGUGGCCAAUAGGUGCCUCGUAAGGCACCCCAAGCUCCGUCCCAAAAUGAGCGAAGUGCUGGCCAUGGUUGAUCAAGUCGUGGAAGCGGCAGCUAACGGCAAUCCCCAACACCCGAUUAAGAGCUAUGGGAGAAAAGAUGAGCCUGAGAGGUCUAAGAAGGAACUGUUAAAGGGAAGGUUCAUGGACCCGAUAAUAGGAGAGAAUGGGUGGUUGGCUCGGCGAACUUGGAAGCCGAAAGCUGUGAAGACGUGCUAAAGAGGCCUUAUGAAGGUGAAACUUGACCUUUUAAUCUAAGACAAGAUACUUGCAGCACACUGAUGCAGAAAGAUCUUAAAGGUAUGAUGGAAAUAUCGAACAAGUGCGAGUUAAUUCACGAUAUAAAGAUCUUAAAGAAUGGAUGGACAAAAUUAUACGGUGGCGCUGUGUUAGCAUUGCGCACGCUUCAACAGUGGACGAAGUAGUGAUAUGUCUGUACCUGAAGAAGUUACUGCACCUGAAUUUGGUAAAGUCACAUUUGUAUACAAAUGGAUCCAUAAUGCCAUUUGGGGACGUCGUGGCGCUGAGACUACAGAUGACGAAAGACAACUUCAUCAACCUAAAUCGCCUAGACUUGGGUUGAGGGAAUCGGUAAAACUCUUUUGGUGUAAAUUUUCUUCAUUCAAUACGAGAUGAGGUUAACUAUAUUCAAUUA